Molecule: messenger RNA, 1536 nt
Organism: Auanema sp. JU1783
Lineage: Eukaryota; Metazoa; Nematoda; Chromadorea; Rhabditida; Rhabditidae
Source: the annotation of a GenBank genome assembly
AUGCGUGGACCUUAUGUUAUUUUAUCUCCUAUCACUAAAAGUCACCCCUUCGACGAGAGAAAAGCCAAAGUAGGGCCCGAUGAUGAUCCAUUGAAGAUCGGAAGAGCUGUAGCGAGAUUGAAACCAAGCCAUGACAAUGCCAUAUUCGAUUGUAAAGUACUAUCAAGAAACCAUGCCAUCAUGUGGUAUAGCAACGGCGGAUUUUAUCUGCGAGAUACUAGAUCGAGCAACGGAACAUUUGUAAAUAACGAACGCUUAGCUGUAACAGGUGAAGAAUCAGAGGCAAGACGAAUUUACACGAGAGAUAUUGUUCAGUUCGGUGUUGAAAUUGUAGAAAACACCAACAAAGUUGCUCAUGGUUGCAUCUAUGCUUCCAUUCAGUUAUUCGAUGCGGAUGGAGAAAUAGUGGAGAACUUAGCAACGUUAUCAAACGGCGCAAACUCUUCACAAGAAGUUUUGUCAUCAUCUCUUCUCAACAGUUAUCAGUUAUUUCAACUCCAGCAGUAUGUAUCAGAAGCCGCUUACAGAGAAGAAGCCACACAGAAAAAACUUAAAGAACUCGAGAGUUUGUUGUGCUCUACGGAAGUACUGAUGUCAUCAGCUCAAAAAGCUGUCGUAAACGAAGAUAGACUUCUAUCAAGGAUUGAAACUCUUGAAGCUCAAUUGUCCGUCUAUAGCAAAACACCCGUCGAUAAAAUUAAAGAAGAAAUGCUCACUUUAAUAGAGGAUAAGGCUAAAUUCGAGGCUAUGUGCAAAGAUUCUCUGCGUAGAACUCAAGAAGAAAGAGUUGAAUAUGAACUAAGGCUAUCGGAUAUUGAUAGAAGUUUGGUGACAACUGAAGAAGAGUGUGUUCGUUUGAGAGAUAAGCUCGUGGUCACUGAAAAAGAACUUCGCGAAACUGUAAGAGCUUUCGAUAAUCUUCAGCACGAACACAGUAUGGCUAAGUCUGCUAUGGAUGAAAUGGAACGUCAUUACUUUAAUACUAAAGAGGAGCUACGUGCCGCUGAAGCAUUAGCUGAUGAAGCCUUAGUUGAGAGAGCUUUUCCCAUUUUGGUGGAUCAUCUACAGGAGUCUAUCCGGAACGAUAAACACUUGGGACACGAAGAAUCUCUUUCUUACCUUAUCGAACUACUCAAAUAUAAUGUUGGAGUUCAGGAAAGUGUGCCGGAGCCCCCUUGCCCGAAUGAAGAAGAAGCUGUACCUGAGAGAAAAAUUAAGGAAGAGGAAACUGAGGGUAUGAAUGAGAAAAGUGCAGUCGAAGCACAAAUGGAAGCUACUCUGAAAGAAAACCUCGCUCUUCAAGUUCGCAACAAGGAAUUAGAAGCUCAACUGUUUUUGUUCGAAAAGGAACCACAGAAGCUCGAAUUCGUAAAUGCUAAGUCAAUAUCUUCUUUCAAUUCCGAUAGGCCGAGACUUCUUGAGGAUGUAUUGAUACCUUCGGUUUUACUGUUCUCUCUCGCUCCACUUCUUGCAGCCUUUUUAUGUAUAUUUGUUCCUUUGCACAGACGUUUUUUAGAACCUAAAAAGUUGGAGUAA